CCUCGAUCAGUUUAGCUACACAAUGAAAGAUCCCCGUUAAUUUGAAGCGAAAGAUGAUCUCCUUUCUCACUUUACAUUAUGAUGUUGUAGCGCUUCGUCCUGGGAGCUGAUUUUUGUUUCCGUUGCCGUUUCUGUCGGUGGGAAUAAUAGCAGGCCGCCUCUGAGCACCCAUCAUAAUGCAUCCGAUGCCUGUGUGCUCCGAUACCCGCGGAGACAUAUUUGACUGUAUACAGAGAGGCAAUAUUGAAAUGUGUAUACAGUUCGUUCAGAAUGACCGAUCGGUUCUCAGGAUAAAAGGCUGGGGUGGUUUCACCCCGCUCCACUACGCGGCCCUCCAUGGUACCCGCUCCCUGGUUGACCUUUUCCUUAGUUUUGGAGCUGACCCCAACGCGACAUGUGACGCAGGACAGACAGCCUUUCAUUUUGCCUGCAGGCAAGGAAACAUCUAUAUCAUACACCAAAUGAUGCAGUAUGGAGCUGAUCUGCGUCUCAUUGACCGGCAGCGAAAAACGUCACUGCAUCAUGCAGUCACGGGGGGCAGCAUUGUUGCAGUGCACUAUUUGUGGGAGACAGGAAUGUUCCGGUUUUCAGACACAGACAUGUACCAGGUGACACCCCUUCACCUGGCUGCAUCCACAGGCAACACAGAGGUGGUGCGGUAUUUGCUCAGAGACCAGAGAUGUGCUGUGGAUGCAGUCGACCAGCAGGGAGCGACUGCGCUUCAUGUUGCAGCAGAGAGGGGUGGAGUGGAGGUGUGCUGGACACUGCUGCAGAGAACAGGGUGCAGGAUGCUCUAUCAGAAGAACCACAGCGGCCUCACACCACUGGACCUCAGCAAACAGGGGAAAACAUUUAGACAUCAGCAACUCACCAAGCUACUGAGUCGGUACAUUCAUGAGCCACUACACCACAAGCCCAGGGAGUCUCAUGUUUUGUAUUACUGGACACUGCUUUUUCCAACCCUGAGUGGAGCUGUCAUCCUGCUGAUAGCAGCCAUGUUGGGAGGCUACGGGGGGCUAACCUGCGCUUUGCUCUUCCCCUGGCUGGCCAGAAGCAUCUUCACACAGUACCACCGCAUGACCACAUACCAAAGGUUACCCAACCCAAUCUACUUGGGAACCCUCAUAGCUGGCUUGUUCCAUUCCCUGCUCUGCUUCUAUGGCAAGAUGAUGCCUAGUGUGUGGUCAAACAGUGUUCUGGUCCAUGUGUCAAUGGUCCACUUCUCCUUGGUCCUCAUUUUGCUCUGCAAGGUUAUGACUCAGGACCCCGGGACACUGGACAGAGCAGAUGUAGAUCCUCGGUUCUCCUGUAUCGCUGACCUGGUGGAGGACAACCAGAGCCCUCACAGGUUUUGUCCAUACUGUGAGUUGUUUCCGCCCGACUACACUAAACACUGCAAGCUGUGUGAGAUGUGCAUCAAAGACUACGACCACCACUGCCUUUUCCUCAACCGGUGCGUCGGCCGUGGGAACCACCGCGUCUUCCUCUUCUUCAUCCUCUCCAUGGUGAUUGCCCACCUGCUUUUUAUUGCCACGGCAACAAGUUACCUGUACGGCAGGAUGCCCGCGAGCCAUCAUGGCUUGUCAUCGUGGCUGACAUUGUUAGGGGAGGAGUUCUGGGUCGUGGUAUUGGUGUCAAUGAAUGGACUGACGGUGUUUUGGGAGGUGUGGCUACUGGUUGAGCAGUUUGAGUCCGUGGCCACAGGAACGACCACCUACUUCAGACAGUGUGAAAGCUCCGCACGGCAGAGGUCAGUAGGGCAGCGCUGGGCUAUAGUGCUGUCGUUUCUGCUGGAGGGUCGAAGACGGGUGGGAAGAGGACAAUCAAGAGAGGACAAAACUGCCAUAGACAUUUGAAAAUGUCAGUUUGUCUUGUAUCCAGCUGGUUUGUGUCAUCGCUCACUUGCUUCACCGUUCACAGAUUCUCUAACGCCAUCAUGUUGUACUUCAAUGUAAAAUUUGGUCAAAUCUCAAUAUUCUAUUUUAAUAUACAGUAGGCUACAGAAUAGAUUAGUCAGCGGAUUUGUGUCUAGCAGGAUAAGAGUUUUGAUGUUCACCUAGUUUUUAGAAGCCUCACAGAAUACUUUUAAAGGUAUCAGUGUUCACAUUAACUUGUUGGUUUGCAUUGUUCUGUGUCGUGAAGUACUUGAUUCCAAAACUGUGUUUUAGCAGGGAACACCUCUGAAUGAAUGCUCACAUUUACACCUGUUUUCAUGUUCUACAUCAGCUUCAUUUUUUUAAAUGUCAUUGUUAUAUUUGUUUUGAAGAAAAGUGUGUCGUGGUGUAAAAAGCACUGUUCAAAGUUGUGAAGAUUUGUGUAGGCUACUCAUAACAUUAGCAAGUCCUGUGAUUAGUGAUAAUGGUAACGUGCACUGAAAUACUUUGUUCCUGACAUAAUGUCAUUACCUCUCUGACCUGCUCCCAGUCAUUUGAGCCAUGACACUUCCUCUGCUCUCACUAAUGAGGCAUGCUCUUUUCAUGCCUUCAAUUAAACACACUCAUUUCCUUUGUUUCCCUCGGGGCUAUAUUUCCAGAUUAUAGAUGAUGUUCCCCACAUCUCUCAGAGGCUGGUGUGUCUGGACUAUGUGAGAGGCUAUGUCAUGUGAUUUUAUUUAGUGUCUACUGUACUGCCUGUCAUGCAUAUGGAGAGGUUAAGAUGAGCGCAUGUAAGCCUGUGACUGCUGUUACUGUAUUGUUCUGUCCCUGGAUCAGUGUUAUUGUAUCUAUUUUAUAUAUGUACUGAUGUGGUUACACAAUUUGUUUUGGUUUCCAAGAUGAUACCUCAUUUGUGCCAUGAUGUUUAUAUGCUGAAUAAAAAACAUCACUGAAA
Molecule: messenger RNA, 2829 nt
Organism: Anarrhichthys ocellatus (wolf-eel)
Lineage: Eukaryota; Metazoa; Chordata; Actinopteri; Perciformes; Anarhichadidae
Product: putative ZDHHC-type palmitoyltransferase 6
Exons: 10
Coding region: 177-1856 (559 amino acids)
Molecular function (GO): protein binding; palmitoyltransferase activity
Source: RefSeq, a predicted model, not a curated record